AUGGCCACCAUCAAGCCCAUCGAGGCCAAGUCGGUUCACCAGAUCCAGUCUGGGCAGGUUAUAGUUGAUUUAUGUUCCGUGGCAAAGGAAUUGGUCGAGAAUAGUCUUGAUGCGGGAGCAACUUCGGUGGAAGUUCGCUUCAAAAACAAUGGUCUCGAUGCAAUCGAAGUACAAGAUAAUGGGUCAGGCAUAUCUCCUGCCAACUAUGAAAAUGUCGCCUUAAAACACUAUACGUCCAAACUCGCCAGCUACGAUGAUCUAUCGACACUACAGACUUUCGGCUUUCGGGGUGAAGCCUUGUCUUCGCUCUCUGCCCUGUCUAAACUCUACAUUACAACUGCUCAGGCAGAAGAGGCACCCAAGGGCAAACGGCUUGAGUUCGAUGUCUCCGGCAAGCUCAAGUCGACCACUCUCGUGGCCUGUCAAAAAGGUACAACUGUAACUGUCGAAGGCAUCUUCGAAAGCUUGCCGGUCCGACGGAAAGAAUUGGCCAAGAACAUCAAGCGAGAGUAUGGGAAAGUGCUGGGACUCCUUCAGGCUUAUGCUUGUGUUUCUGUCAACGUCAAGUUUACGGUCAAAAACACCAUGCCCAAGGGCAAGAGUGUGACGGUGUUUUCGACCAAGUCUAACGCCACAACCAGAGAGAACAUUGCAAAUGUCUAUGGAGCCAAGACGUUGGCGGCCCUGGCGCCGUUGGAUUUGGAGUUGGAUUUUCGACCUACACUGACUCAGUUGGUGCACAAAGACAAGGCUCGCUCCAAAAUCCAUGUUAGAGGUCAUAUUUCAAAGCCGGUGUUUGGCGAGGGCAGACAAACUCCUGAUAGACAAAUGUUCUUCGUCAAUGGUAGGCCAUGUGGUUUGCCCCAGAUUGCGAAAGCCAUCAACGAAGUAUACAAGGCGUUCAAUGUCACCCAAUCUCCAUUCAUCUUUGCAGACCUGCAGAUGGACACAAAUGCCUACGAUGUCAAUGUUUCACCAGAUAAGCGAACUAUAUUACUCCAUGAUUCAGCGGCGCUCAUUGAAAAUUUGAAAACUGCACUGAACGAAAUGUUUGACAGUCAAGCUCAAACUGUGCCUCAUUCUCAGUUGCAGACUUCUAAAUUUCCUGCCUUCGACAAGCUGAGCUUCCAAAAACAGACGCCGUCUGCAUCGCCCAACGAGGAAAUUGAUCGCAGUUCGGUUUCGGAUCAAUCUAUGCAAGAGGAAGAACGCCAAGACUCUGCCGAAGGAGAUGGGGAAGACGAAAAUUGUCCUGGUUCUUUAAUGAGGGACCACUUCACCAACUAUGCGAGUACAAGAAGAAGUCCCAAGUUGGGCGUAAACAUGCAAGGAAAAAAACAGAAUCAACGAAAAGAUGCAGCUGACAGAAUACGAUGGCCGCAUACCGGGCGUGCGGAGGAAUCUGCUCGAUCAGAUGCGGAUGACGAAGCCCACGAAGUUACUUCCCUCGACACCGCCAAGGAGGAAGUAUCGGAGCAUACUGAACACAACGAUCUCACAAGUUAUGAAGACGGUGUCGAUGAAAGAGCCUUAGGACUGCAGUCUGGAGGAGUGCAGGCAAAUAAUAUUUCUCGCCCCAGUUCUCCGGAGAUUCCCUCCACUAUGCCCUCAUCGGAUAAAGAGGAACCAGGGGUUGUCCCCACUGCCUUUGAUCGCAUGAGGCCCAAGAGGGUACCGGCAGGACUUGCCACGGUCCAAAUAGGAGAGGAGACGUUCACUACGGUCUUAGGAUCGCAACACUCCAGGUUGCAACGCGGAACCCAUCAAUUCCCAGAAAAGCGAAAGGCGGCCGAAGCGCGCGAAAACUCUACGAAAAGCUCAUUCGUCGCACACUUCUCUCAGAAAUUGCGAAAAUUCAGUGCUGAUACUGGAGAGCUCUCCAGUGGUGGAGAGGUAGCCGAGCGCUCUGACAGCCCUGCUCCAGGGGAUGCAGAUUCUGACGACGAGGUGGAAAUCAAGUCUGAGCAGUUGACUCAGUCACUCCAUGAAUCGUUAAGUCCGGAUGACAAUGAUCUUGAUGGAGACAUCCCAUCCUCACCUCAGGUCGCGGAGGACCUUCCUGAUGGCGAUUACGUGGAUGAAGCGGAGAAGAAGAGGGCUGAAGAAGCACGCGUAGCUGAGCUCAUCCGAGCCGCCGAGGAAACCGUGACUACACCGAGCAAGGACAAUUUAAAGCGUGCCACCAAGGCACUUUCUGGAGGUCGCAAUAAAGAUUCCACCACGAACCUAUUUGCGACGGUCGAUUUCUCUAUUUCAUCCUUAGCUGAGCAAAUGCGGACAAGCCUCAACCAUAUUGGGGAGGAAUCAGCUGCCCAGGAACUUCCCGCAUCCAACGACGAUGCGGACCCAGAAACACAACUUUCCUUGACUGUAUCCAAGGCAGACUUUGCAAGGAUGGAUAUUGUAGGGCAGUUCAACCUUGGCUUUAUCCUCGCUGUCCGGCCUGCCCAACGGUCUUGUCAUGACGGAAAACAGAAGGGACGAGACGAGCUGUUCAUCAUCGACCAGCACGCCUCGGACGAAAAAUACAAUUUUGAACGAUUACAGGCUGAAACAGUGGUGGGAAACCAGAGGCUUGUGCAGCCGGCUAUCCUUGACCUCACGGCAGUGGAGGAGGAAAUUGUGCUGGAAAACAAAGACGCUUUGGAGAAGAAUGGUUUCAUCGUCGACAUCGACAUGAGCGGUGAAAGUAUGGUCGGCCAACGUUGUAGACUUGUUAGUCUACCCCUGAGCAAAGAGGUGGUGUUCACCACUCAGGACCUGGAGGAACUCAUUCACCUCCUCGCUGAAGCACAAGGCGUGGGGAGUGAACAUGGAGCGGGAGUGCCCAGGCCGAGCAAAGUGAGGAAGAUGUUUGCCAUGAGGGCCUGUCGGUCCAGUAUCAUGAUUGGCAAGACAUUAUCGAAGAAACAGAUGGAAAAGGUGGUCACGCAUAUGGGGACGAUUGAUAAGCCCUGGAAUUGUCCUCAUGGACGACCGACCAUGAGACAUCUCUGCAGUUUGACUGAUCUAGAGUCAUGGCACGAGGGUGAUGGGGAAGCUGGGGAAGACCGAGGGAGUCUCGGUGAGGCGUUACAUAGGUAUAUAGACGAGCAGGAAGGACUAUAA
Messenger RNA from Exophiala dermatitidis NIH/UT8656, 3108 nucleotides. RefSeq names its product DNA mismatch repair protein PMS2. The record is from RefSeq and is a predicted model, not a curated record. Gene Ontology annotation, cellular component: MutLalpha complex. Lineage: Eukaryota; Fungi; Ascomycota; Eurotiomycetes; Chaetothyriales; Herpotrichiellaceae. Gene Ontology annotation, molecular function: mismatched DNA binding; ATP hydrolysis activity; ATP-dependent DNA damage sensor activity. The transcript has a single exon. Gene Ontology annotation, biological process: mismatch repair. Bases 1 to 3108 code for a protein of 1035 amino acids.